This is a messenger RNA of Hordeum vulgare subsp. vulgare (domesticated barley), 3627 nucleotides long. Its product is annotated as G-type lectin S-receptor-like serine/threonine-protein kinase At2g19130. The coding region runs from base 1013 to 3421 and encodes 802 amino acids. The transcript has a single exon. Gene Ontology annotation, biological process: protein phosphorylation; recognition of pollen. The record is from RefSeq and is a predicted model, not a curated record. Lineage: Eukaryota; Viridiplantae; Streptophyta; Magnoliopsida; Poales; Poaceae. Gene Ontology annotation, molecular function: protein serine/threonine kinase activity; ATP binding.
UUCUCACUGCAAUCAAGAAGAAAAGAACAGCAGUCCACGGCAAGACCGGGCUAUUGAAAAUCCCACAGUAUUGAAAAGAUAUUUGAUUGCUGAAAUAAAAAGCAUAGAAAUGUUUCAAAGAGGCGAAGAGGUUACAGUCAUUGCACAAAUCAAUAAUCUAAACUAUCAUGCAAAUGGAUCCAUACGAGAGAAAAAUCUAUACACUGCAAGCCUACAAAACAAAAGGUUCAUGUAGAAAAUACUACUUUGGACGGAGAGACACUACUUACAGUCGGUACAAGGCUUUCUUUUUAGAUCAUCAGGGUCAAGCUGUGGCCAAUACAGGAAAAGAAGUAAAAGCAACCAGAUCAGCUACAGAGUUGUAGCAUCGUCCAAGCUAGUACAAGAUUAUUUCUUGUAACUAAAGAUGUCAUGGCUUUUGCCCUCUUAAGACAUGAAAGGAUACUAAUAGUCGGGAUCAAAAGAACACUCUACAGCAAAGUAUAUAACACUAACAAAAACUUAACAUGAUUUGUAUUAAUUGACGUUUGCUUGGCUUAAAAAUAUGGCAACUUAAGAUCAAGCUAGUGCCAGUAACCAAAUGCCUGAUCUCAUGCCACUGAAAAUGAAAAUCUGCUAUGAGGCUUAAAAUUUUGUCAAGAGAAAGAGACUAAUAAUAGUGUGGCUGGUCAUGGGUUAUUUUGGCCGAUUAAUCUUACAAGAUGUUAGUUUCAACAACUCUUGUCCUUUACACUUCUUGGUGCUUGACCCUUUCAUCUCCACUCACCAGUCUCCACCAUGACAAAACCCAAAGCCAGUCCAGAUUCAAGUUCUCUGCUGUUAAGGAAAAAAAAUCCACUAACAUCAUUGUCCCGUCGCAGUUGAAAAAUACACCACUGGAAUAAGUAUUCUUUCCACUAAUGCUCGACUCUUGACUCCACCGUGUCUUUUACUGCCAUGACCGGACCACUGAGCACCCAUCUUAUAAUUACAGUAUCUGCAUCUGCAAGCUCCCCAACCUCUUCAGUUCAUCAUGCAUCUCCUUGCAUAUUUCGCCUUGCUCCUCUUCCUAUGCAUCCAAGCAAGUUCUGCUGCUACGAACACUAUCUUGGCUGGCCAAGCACUUGUUGUCAAUGACAAGCUCGUCUCCAAGAAUAACAGGUACGCGCUUGGCUUCUUCCAAACAAGUAGCAGCAAAUCAUCCCAAGACACCAACUGGUACCUGGGCAUAUGGUUCAAUACAGUCCCUACAGUAACUUCUGCAUGGGUUGCGAAUAGAGAUAAACCAAUCAAGAACAUUGCCUCAAUGGAGCUCACAGUCUCCCAGGAUGGCAACCUUGUGAUCUUGAACCGGUCCACCAAGUCCAUAAUCUGGUCGACAAAGGUAAACAUCACGAGAAAUAGCACCACAGCAGUGCUGUUGAGUAAUGGAAAUCUCAUCUUGACAAACUCUUCAAACUCAUCCGAAGUUUUUUGGCAGAGCUUUGACCACCCAACCGAUACAAUUUUCCCUGGGGCAAAGCUUGGGUGGGACAAGGUUAUCGGCCUGAAUCGCCGUCUUGUUUCUUCGAAAAACUCGAUCAGCCCAGCUAGCGGUGCGUACUGUACUGAGUUAGACCCCACUGGUGCCAGCCAGUUCUGGCUUGCACCAGUGAACUCCACAGUACCAUAUUGGUCUAGUGGUGCAUGGAACGGCAUAUACUUCACAUCAAUUCCAGAGAUGGCUGCCAAAUCUACUUUCAGUUCAAGAUUCGUCAGCAAUAACCAGGAGACAUAUUACUCAUAUAACUUAGAAGAUGAAGAUAUGAUUGCCCGCAUAGUACUUGAUGUCUCAGGUAGAUCAAAGGUGUUCAUUUGGUUGGAGGGCUCACAGGAAUGGACAAUGGUCUACGCACAACCAAAAGCUCAGUGUGAUGUCAAUGCAAUUUGUGGACCUUUCACAAUUUGCGAUGAUAACGCGCUUCAGUAUUGCAAUUGCAUGGAGGGCUUCACCAUAACAUCCGCUGAGGACUGGGAGCUAGAAGAUCGAACCGGUGGUUGCUCAAGAAAUACUCCGUUAGAUUGCAUUAGCAACAAAAGCACAACACGUACCACAGACAAGUUUUACUCUGUCCAAUGUGUUAAGUUUCCGCAGAGUGCCACAAAAGUAGAAGCUGCUGCAAGCACAGGUGAGUGCGCACGAGGUUGCCUGAAUAAUUGCUCUUGCAUCGCGUAUUCCUUCCACGACGGUGGAUGUUCUAUCUGGCAUAAUGAAUUGCUCAACAUAAGACAACUACAAUGUGGUGGCACCACCAAUUCAAAUGAAGAAACUCUUUACCUUCGCCUUUCUGCUAAAGAUUUCCAGCGAUUAGAAGACAACAAAAAAAGGAUUGUUAUUGGAGUUGCAGUUGGCGCAGGCAUUUCUGCCCUAGCAUUAUUUGCACUCAUUCUCCUGCUACUGUUUUGGAGAAACAAAAGGAAGAACUCUGGCCGUAGACUGCAUGGUGUUCAAGGUUGUAAUGGAAUCAUCGCAUUUAGAUACAAUGAUUUAAAAUGUGCAACAAAUAAAUUCAAGGAUAGGUUGGGGGGAGGCAGUUUUGGUUCUGUAUUCAAGGGGUUAAUAGAUGACUCAACUGCCAUAGCAGUGAAGAGGCUUGACGGUGCAUAUCAAGGAGAGAAGGAAUUCAGAGCAGAAGUGAGCUCGAUUGGAGCUAUCCAGCACAUCAAUUUAGUUAAGCUUGUUGGUUUCUGUUGUGACGGUUCUAAGAGGUUGCUUGUUUAUGAACACAUGCCAAAUCGCUCACUGGAUGUCCAUCUAUUUCGAAACAAUUCAACGAUAUUGAGUUGGACUAUUAGAUAUCAGAUAGCCCUGGGAGUUGCCAGAGGGUUAGCCUACUUGCAUGAGAGUUGUCGGGACUGCAUCAUACACUGUGAUAUUAAGCCAGAAAACAUACUUCUCGAUACUUUAUUCGUUCCCAAAAUUGCAGACUUUGGGAUGGCAAAGCUUUUCAGAAGGGAUUAUAGCCGAGUACUGACUACGAUAAGAGGAACUAUAGGGUACCUUGCACCUGAAUGGAUUACUGGAGUUGCCAUUACACCAAAAGUUGAUGUGUAUAGCUAUGGGAUGAUGGUGCUGGAAAUAAUAUCUGGAAAGAGGAACUCAUGCGCACCAUGUUCUAGUGGUGGCAACCUUGAUAUUUUUUUUCCUGUGCAUGCCGCACAUAAGCUUCUUGAAGGAGACGUCGGGAGUUUGGUAGAUCACAUGCUACAUGGUGAUGUCAAUCUGGAUGAGGCCGAACUGGCUUGCAAGGUUGCAUGUUGGUGCAUCCAAGACAAUGAGCUUGAUCGACCAACAAUGGGACAUGUAGUUCAGAUCCUCGAAGGGCUGGUUGAGAUCGGGAUGCCCCCAUUACCAAGUCUGCUCGAAUCUAUGACUGGAAGCUCGCACUCAGCUCGAUCCUAAUCCUUUUGUGGUUUCGCUUACCGGAAACUAGAUGGAUUCCAUGUCCAGAUGUUACAUGGCAGAUGUGUAUAUUUAUAACUGCAUAUAUAUGUACUAUUCAAAUGUAGUGCCUAUGAUUGGAGAUGCAGCACCAAUCUGGUAGUUUGAAUAAAAGCUGUAAUGGUGCCUUUAGAUAUAUGUAUUCCAUACAAUAAAGUUGUAAUGGU